AUGUAUCGUGAUCCCAACAUCUCCACGGAAGACCACGCAAAUAUCUACAAGACUGACUUGGAGCGCAUCAGCACUACUGUUGACGUCCCUGCAGCUCUCCGCAAGGUUGCAGCAGGUCUGGUGACGCAUUUCAUACAUGAUGUUUUUGUGAACACGUUUGCAGAGUUGACCGAUGGAUUCGCAGAAAAAAAUGCAAAUCAAGGCAUGCGAAACAUGUUUUUGAAGGUUGCCAGCAACCUUGGUACUGGAAAUGCGCCAAGCUUUUUGUCUUCCACGUCGGCGUCAACAGCAGGUAUCCACGCGGCAGAUAUCUAUCCAUACACAGCCGAUGUCCCUGCAUCCCGCAGGUCAAGCCUGUCGUUGGGUGAUGGCCUGGAGGUGAAGCUGCACGUGAAUCCUGCCUCCUUUCUUGUCCACCAAUACAUUCUCAACGAGCACAAUGUGGGCCAGAUCUUCCAUCGAUAUCAGGUUGCUGCCUCCAAAACUGUCAACAACUUAGAUAUCUCGGUCAGCCUUAAAAACAUCUCCCACUUCAUGUCCAUGAACUAUAUUCUGACCACGACUGAGGAACUCGAGGGCUUUCCCACACAGAUGCUAGAGGAUAUCCGUGAAAGAUUUGUUUGGAACAGUUCUCGCCUCGACAAACCAACUGUAGAGCUCUGUGGAAGGUUGGAUCAACAACUUGCACUUGGUGACAAUAUUCAUGACGACACAGAGGAGCCCGACUUGCGACGCAUCGUUGUGCUUUAUCAAAUGGUGGCCCUGAAACUUCCUCUGGGCUUUGACCUAUUUGACAAUGGCCUAGAGGACACAUAUUGCCACCAAACAAUCGAUGCCCUAUUUGCCUACCAGUUUCCCGCGCGCUCCAGAAAGUUCUGUAUUGACUGGGCCAAUGGUGAGGCUCAUGGAUCAAAAAAACGGCGUGGUCAUGGAUACAGACCUGAUGCUGCGCUCAUUCGCAAUGGCAAACAGAUCGGCUUUCUGGAGGUAAAACCCCCAGGCAGUAGUCAUACUGCAAGGGAGUACCUGCAGGAUUACUGGAACCUGGCGAACUUCUCUAAAGAUGCCAUCGACGACUUUCUUCAACGAGGCACUCGAAUUGCCAAAGUGGCAGCAGUCCAAUUGUUCAAACACCGCCUUAGUCUGUACACCAUGGAAUAUGUCAAUGGACUGUACCACUGGUCGCUCUCCUGCGUGGCAUACCUCCCUCGCGAUCAACAGGAUUCUGGCCUGGCAUCGUGUAUUCGACUGCUCAACGCAUUUGAGAUGUUUUUGGAUACAAUCGAUACCAAUCCGCUGCCGGGAACGCCUCCCAGGGUCCAGUAUGAUGAAGAAGGCGUCCAGCCAGAUUGGGGCCGACCAUCCAAGAUUACACCUAGCAAGCGAAGGAACAUGUUCUAA
Molecule: messenger RNA, 1401 nt
Organism: Linnemannia hyalina
Lineage: Eukaryota; Fungi; Mortierellomycota; Mortierellomycetes; Mortierellales; Mortierellaceae
Source: the annotation of a GenBank genome assembly